UAUCCCGCUCAACCAACUCAGACGGAGAAGAGACUCGACCGAAGCAUAAGUGUUAACGUUCACUGUUAUUUCAUAUUUAAAUUUGCAUUUAACGUCUGCCAGAGUUUCAUUUGUUGUGAUAGGUGACAUCGUUCGCGGAUGUCUGACUGAGUUUAUUGUCAUCGGAAGGUUGACAGUCGUGUCGGACUAAUUUUUGUUAUCCACCAACUCUAGCAGAAGAGCUAACGUCUUUAGCUUUGUCGCUAGCCCGCACAGUGCUAGCGUUAGCUUCGUAACGCUGAAUCUGUGGCGAAAUGGCGGCCAACAAAACACAAGCAACACCAGCAAGUAACUGGUCUUACGGUGCUCCUGAUGAUGGCCAGGUUCACGAAAACCCAGAGUGGGAGAAAGCAAGACAAGCACUAGCCUCCAUUACCAAGAGUCAGAGCGCUGCAAAGACAACACAAGCCAACCGGACCACAGCAGAGGCCGGUCAGUUCCAGCCAGCAGUGACCGACUCAGUUCCCAUGCCGCCGCCGCAGCAGCAGCAGCAGCAGUACUAUCCAUGGUACCAACAAACCCAGCAGCACUACCCUGGAUACACAUACCCCUAUAACUAUUACUACCCCAUGGGUCCAUAUGGAGCUGCAUAUCCACCAAAUCAGUAUGGUGUACCUCCAGGGCCUUACCCAGGAACUCCUUUAGCCAAUGGCCAGCCUCCUCCAGUGCCUGGAAUGGAAGACCAGUCCCCCAGCUACCCCUCUCAACCACAACCCCCACCCCCUGCUACUCCCCAGCCCCCCCAGAGCCCAACCACCUCAGAGAAACCCCCUCCCCCUCCAACCCCCCCCAUUCCUCCCUCACCAAACUCCCAGUACCCUCCCCCUCCAUCACAAAAUGCUUACAGUGCCAACAACUCCAUGCCAUACCCACCUGGUGACCCAAACCAAAUGCAACACUAUAAUCAUUCCCAGGGUAGGCCUAACUAUGGCCAGGGCUUCCAGCCCCAGAGCACCUAUCAGUCCUCUCAGAGUAACUCUCAACAGCCAGGCCAGUAUGUACCAGGAUUGGGCAGAGGAGAGGCCAACAAAAACCAGAAACAAGGACAACAACUGUGGCAUCGCAUGAAGCAGGCACCUGGGGCAGCUGGUGUGAAGUUCAAUAUUCCCAAGAGGCCUUAUCAGGUACAGUGUUCUCCAGCAUCCAAUCAGGCUUUCCCUCCAGGCGAGCAGCCCUCAGGAAUAAAUCCAUCUCCGUCCUCACCAGCUACUGCCAAUGCUGCACCUGGAGGUGCUCAGACACGACCCCAGGACUGGCCCCAAGCCAUGAAGGAAUAUGUGCAGCGUUGUUUUACAGCAUGUGAGACAGAGGAAGACAAAGAUCGCACAGAAAAGGUGCUAAAGGAAGUCCUGCAGGAUCGAUUAAAGGACGGAUCUGCUUACACCAUUGACUGGACUCAUGAGCCUCUGCCAGAACUAAGGGCCAAACAGUCGCGUUGGGAAGCUGUCCCAUCCCUGAGGAGCUCGGAUGGCUCGAUUGGCCGUGGUGGAAGUACAGUGGCCGCAUCUUUGAGAGGCAGGGCCGGAGGACACAGGUUGGGCCACUACAGGAAUAUAUUUUCUCAAAGGAGUCCAUCCUCGAGUUCCUCCCGUUCCUCCUCCCGCUCUCCAUCCCCCUCUCAUGGCCGACACAGGGACCGCAGCAACCAAAGGCACAGGAGAAGUGAUUCUGGCUCACAGUCAGACAGCAGCAUCUCCAGUGACCUUCGUCCUCAGCUGUCAAGACGAGGUCAGAAAGGAGCCCGUGGUCGUGGUAAUGACAGGGAUAGAGGCCGAGGGGGUAGAGGAAGAGGAGGAAAAGCCAAUAGAGGAAGACGAAACAUGGAAGAAACUGGUGGAAAGAAGAGGAAAGGAGGAAGUGCCGGUCUGGAUUUCCAUGACCCCAACAGAGAAGCCAAGAAACAGAGCAGAGCAGCUCGUUUUCACAAGCAGCUCCGUUUAGAGCCCCUGGUUCUCUCUAUCAAUACACUAGACCUGCCUAAUGGUACACAGGAGGGCCUCAGCUGGGAGGACUGUCCCAUUGUGGGAACAUGUCAGGACAUCACAAAGCACUACCUGAGGCUCACCUGUGCCCCUGACCCUGCCACUGUGCGCCCUGUGCACGUGUUGAGAAAAUCUCUGCAGGCUGUGAAACUCGACUGGAAAAACAACCAGGACUACACAUACGCCUGUGAGCAGAUGAAGUCCAUACGACAAGACCUCACGGUCCAGGGAGUUAGAACAGAGUUCACAGUGGAGGUGUACGAGUGUCAUGCACGUAUUGCUCUCGAAAAGGGAGACCAUGAAGAGUUCAAUCAGUGCCAGACCCAGCUGAAGGCCUUGUACAAGGACAAUCCAUCAGAGAACAUAGGAGAGUUUACAGCAUAUAGAUUGCUGUAUUACAUCUUCACCAAAAACUCUGGAGAUCUGACCACUGAGUUGGUGUACUUGACACCGGCAUUGCAGGCAGAUAAGUGUGUGGCUCAUGCUCUUGCACUCCGAGCGGCCUGGGCUUUGGGGAAUUUUCGGCGUUUCUUUAAGCUCUACCUGGAAGCACCACGAAUGGCUUCAUAUCUCAUUGACAAGUUUGUAGAGAGGGAAAGAAAGGUUGCUCUUCGGGCCAUAGUCAAAACGUUCAGGCCUGACGUGCCAGUCCAAUAUGUGCAGUCCACUCUGGGCUUCCCUUGUUUAGACUCCUGUGUGACCUUUCUUACUGGGCUAGGUGUCACCUUCACCCCCUAUGACCCCGAAAAAAUAGACUGUAAAACCAGCACCACAGCUUUGGCUACAACCUGAGUGGGUGGGGGAUUAGCACAAUGUGGGGGAGCCACUAAGAGACUCUCAUGGAUACUUACGUAUUCAAUGCACUGCACUUUAGUCACCGUAGUCAGAUCAGAUACGAUUCAGAUUUAUAAACCCCAUUGAUAAGGAGAAAUUCUAACACAUGUAGCUGAAAGAAUGAGAUUUCAGAAUGCAGGUGCAAUUAUUUGGAACUCUGAUAAGAACAGUUUUAAACAUGAGGGAGACUAUUUGCACACUCAGCUUUUGCUGGUUAGCCUAAUUUCCAACUUAACACAAUAAUUAUGAUGCAAGAAAAGUGAAUCAACAGUUAAGAUUGGGAAAGUCUCAGCACUUAGAUGCCAAUAACAAGAUCAGGGUGGCACCCCCCCCUUUCAUGGUUCCUGUUCCUUUACGACCAUCAGGUGUCAAAGCUAACAGUUUUCUGUUAUGUCUUUUCCUUCCUCAAGUCAACAGAUUCAAGCCAUGUCAAUCAAAAAGGGAAAUGCACAACUCUUCUUCAAGUCACUUAUCCGGCGCUCUCUUUAUUGAAGUCAAGCCAAACAUUGAAUCAAGUCAACUUCACAUUAUCCCCUCAGAGACUGUGAGACGUCCAGGUGAGAAGAUGCAGUUUGUUUGCAAGAAGAAGAAGUGGUGGUUUGUAUGUCCUGCCCUGCUUGCCAUUUCCUCCAUGUAUGAUCUGCACCAGGGGGUUCAUCCUGUUCCCAAAGCAUUCUAUUUGAAAACGAUGGACUGAAGUCUAAAGUCACCUGAUUUUAUUCAGAACUAUUAAUCCGCUGCGUCAGUUAUGAAAUGGUUAUCCAGGAUUGGGAAGACGUCUCAAUCUGUUGAGCAUUGACUCUGUAUGAUAAAGGAUACAGGCCAGUGUUCUUCAUCAAGGUUGUAUCAUCGCUCCCCCACAUUCUGGAAGCUAAACUCCAUCGCCAGGAUCCAAGCAGUUUGAGGCAGAAGCGAAAAUCUGUUUCCAUCAUCCUCAGGUAGAAGUUCCUGUCAGCACCUGGAAUCCAGCUCACCUUGGUCAACACAGCAAAGUGCCCCAAUAACGUCAUCUUAACUUCACCAGCUAAUAUGCAGUCUUCCAGCUGAAGGUGAAUAUUGGAUGAUGGAGCUUGGAGGGGCAACACGCUGCUGCUUCUCAAAGGAAUAACGACGAGUGGUUUGUAUGCUACAUCUGUAACUGGUAUUCACGUGACUGGUAAGAGAAAGGGACUUCUCUAGAAGGAGGUGGAUGAUGACAAUAUCUCCUGUGUUUUGUUUUAGUCUUGUAUAGUUUUUUUUUUUCCCUUUUUUUUUUUUGGAACAGCAAAAUUAAUUAUUCUGACAAGAAAAACAACCUUUUGUCAGACUGAAGAAAAGAUUGAGGAAUGUUUCAAUGUCAUCAAGGAGUUGAAAUCCAAACACGUUAUUUUAAAACUGUAAUUAAUUACAGAGGGAGAUGAAGGCGGAGUGCAGCCUUUUUCCCUUUAUGAAAUAUUUCUUUAAGUUAACAGCUAUAUUUAUUGUGGUACAGACCAGUUCCUCUGAAGUGGCAGUGAAAAUGUAGCAGACUUAAUUCUCUGAUUUGAUUCAGCCCAUUUUUUUCUUCAGGUUUGUGACUUGAAGGUGCACAUACAUUUUACCAGUUGAACUUUGUACAGACUUUAUAUAAGUGAUCCAAAUUUAAAAACUCCAAUUGACAUGUUUCAUCAUUAAUUGAGUUGUGGUCUUAAACAGUAUUAAUAACCAUGGAAGAAAGAUUGACGUGUUAAGUCUUAGGUUUAACUGACCAGAGCACAAGUUGAAUGCAGGCUUUCUGUAAAAUUUGCAUUUAUUUGUCUUGUGUAAAUAUUGUAUGAUAAUGAUUUCCUUUCAGUUAAUGCAUUGGUUAUUUUUCUCACACAUGGGUAAGUGUGAAGGUUUUUUUUCUUGAGUUUCUCAAAACCUUUAAGAUAUUUCUGUGAAUAUGUAAAGUAAUAUGCAGAUGGGUCUGAGUUGGAUUGUUUGCAGUGUCUUUAACAUCAUAACAGUGGUUCCUGUGAAAUCUCUAAAAUCAAAUUUUGGCCAGGUGUCAUGAUCCAAUCCUGCUGAUGAGAAACAUUUUUAAACUUGUCCUCCAGACAAAAGAAUCCCACAUGGCCACUUUUUAUCGCUUCCUGUGAAGUAGCAUAGAUUUUCCAUGACGUUGGCAACGUGAUCGUACAAACCUGGAUGUUGUGAAGUGUUGUGCAAUGACAAUGAUCUCAACAUGUUUUCUUUCUUCCCCCUUCAUCUACCUGACCCCCCUCUGUCGUCUUUACCGUUCCCCCCCCUCACUCCCCAAACCUCUCUACACACCACCAGACGUCUCGUUCUCCAGCUCACAGCACUGCUGCAUUGCAGGAGCACAGAGCCAUGAAAAGUGGGCGAACCUCCUCCAGACGCCAGCCGGAGAGAGAGAGAGAGAAUUGUGAGCAAAAUCCAUGUCUGGUUUUGACCGGCUCAAGUUGAGGCCAUUCAGCUGAUUUAAAUCCAUGGGAGCCUCACGUAAUGAAAUGUGAUGAAAAUGUUGAUCUUCUGCUGCAGAUGUGAUUUUUGCUACUUAGUUCAGAUAUUUCAACAUGUUUAUACUAUGAGACACCUGUUUAGUUGUAGACCAUGUUUUGACUUAAGCCACAAUGUACUUUUCUGUCUGUCCAGAU
Paralichthys olivaceus (Japanese flounder) is the source of this 5473-nucleotide messenger RNA. RefSeq names its product leukocyte receptor cluster (LRC) member 8 (gene leng8). The record is from RefSeq and is a predicted model, not a curated record. NCBI's taxonomy places the organism in Eukaryota, Metazoa, Chordata, Actinopteri, Pleuronectiformes, Paralichthyidae. Gene Ontology annotation, cellular component: nucleus.